CCGUCGAAUUAUCAAUAAGAAACACGCCUGCUAGAACUGUAGCAACUACUAUUGGAAUUUUCUUGUUUAAGUUAAAGUCAGGUCUAUCAAAUAAGGUCCUGUCAACUUUGUUUGACGUUUCAAAAUCAAGCGUCAGAAGAGCCAUACAAACAUCCAGAAAAGUACUUAUGACCGACUUUGUGCCUUUUAAUCUUGGCUUUUCACACAUUUCACGCGAAGAUGUAAUAAAUAAACAUACGUGUAAUUUGGCACAACUUCUUUUCACGGAAAAUAAGGAACAAGUCAUCCUCGUUCUCGACGGAACCUACAUCUACAUUCAAAAAAGUGGAAACUUUCAAUUUCAACGGCAAACAUAUAGUAUGCACAAGGGAAGACCAUUAGUUAAACCCAUGGUUAUUGUAACAACAUCAGGAUAUUAUAUUUCCGUAAUCGGUCCAUAUUUGGCCAACAGCAAAAAUAACGACGCAUCAAUUCUGCAUCAUAUAAUUAAAAACAACAUCGAAGAAAUUAAAAACUGGGUCAAGGAAAACGACAUAUUUGUUGUCGACAGAGGCUUCCGUGAUGCCACCUCUCUGCUUGAAGAGCUCGGGAUCCACGCGCAGAUGCCGUCAUUUUUGCCGCGAGGAAGCAAACAAAUACCAACUGAUUUGGCAAACUCUUCACGGCUAGUUACAAAGGUAAGAUGGGUAGUUGAAGCGGCUAACGCUAGAAUCAAGCGGUGGAAGUAUUUGGACCACAUCUUGCCAACGAAUCAAGUGCCAUACAUAGGCGACUAUAUUAAAAUUAUUUGUAGUUUAUGUAACAAGUUUCUUCCACCUUUGAGUGCCAACUGUGAAUCGUCUGAAGAUUUUUUAUGUGCGGAAAGGAUGAUGGCCAAACUAAAAGAAGAAAAUAAAUUGCAAAAAUUUGUAGAAGAUAAUAACCUCCAUCGCCGUAGUAUCAGUAAAUGGUCGUCUGUUAACGAAUCUGUUUCCAACUUUCCUCAACUUGACGAAACAAUGCUUAAACUCCUGACGCUAGGCGCCUACCAGUUGAAGCUCUGUCCGUCUUACAUUCAAGAAUAUAUGGGCUCUGAAUGCACCAUCGAUGUGUUCAGAGAAACUUGUGAUCUCAUUCGUGUCCGUCUUCAAAGCCGUCAUAUUUCAUCAAAGACUUAUCAGGUCUGGAUUCAAUAUGACUCAGACCAUGUUAAAGCAUGGUAUUGUCAAUGCCGGGCAGGUGCGCGUACUGUUGGCACGUGUUCGCACGUUGCAUCUGUCAUUUGGUAUUUGUCUGGUUUAUCCGGGCCAAUAAAUGAUUGUGGCAUUCAGGACUGGGGCAAAUAUAUUGAUGACGCGUCUCAUGUGCCACAAACUGUGGACACUUCCGACUCCGAGUCAGAUGUCAGUACUGUUGAGGAGUAAAUAAGUCUUAAGUCUUUGGAAUAUUUUUGACGGAAUAUAUCGACGACUAAGGUCUUAUUUACUCCUCAAUAUGUCGGUAUUUUCUACUGGUAAAACUAUCUGAAUUAGCUAAAGGCGUAUCUCGACUUUUAACCUGUAAUUGUUUCAACAGUCGGACAUAUUGUAUUAAGCUUUUAUAUAUUAUGUAGCGAAAAGAUACGUAAUAGAAGUUUUAUGGUAAUAAAAAUGUUUAAACCUGGCAAAAUAUACAUUUUCACAAACAGAUCAGCCUUAAGUACGGAAUCCGGAUAGUGCCAGUCAUAAUAUCGAUCUUUCAUCAAGGGCGACACAUGACACACGAAGCGAUACCCGAUAUUUUGCGCGACAGUCGCGGCGACGCAGGGUAAUUUGCGCGACAGUCGCGGCGACGCAGGAUAAUUUGCGCGACAGUCGCGGCGUCGCACUAGAUAUUCAACGCGACAUAUAGCCUUAUGGGCUACCUACACAAGGGCGAUGUAUCGUGUUAAAUAUAUCGUGCGUCACCGCGACUGUCGCGCAUAAUAUGGUGCGUCGCCGCGAUUGUCGCGCAAAAAUUCGUGCGUCGCUUCGUGUGUCGCCCUUGAUGAAAGAAGGGCGAGAUUAUAGAUGGAACUAUCCGGAUUCCGUACUUAAUAGAUACAUAUGUGCGUGUCACUUAUAAGAUUUAUGUGAAACACCCGGUACAUUCGCUUUUAUAGUCCCUUGCCAGCUGUUGUUAAAAGCUUUCGGCUGAUAAAACACGUUAAUCUUUUUGGGAUGAUAGGAAUAUUUAAAUGUAAUAUUGUAUCAUUUUGUUACAUAACUAAAAUCCGUUGUCUGUGAAGUGAAAAGUAUACACUCAUAGAUGAGACAUUUGUACGUUAUUUGACGUAAUUAAGGUAUAUGCAGGACUGCUUGUGUCAGUAACAUUUUGAAACGUUGAUGCGUUUGUAACGCUGAAGACGUCAAUUCUUGUAUAAAAUACUGUUGUUUAUGAUAUUUAAUACCAUGAAGUGUUGUGCAUUAUAACAAAUUGUUAUCAUAUGCAGGACUGCUUAUGUCAGUAACAUUUUGAUACGUUGAUGCGUUUGUAACGCUGAAGACGUCAAAUCUUGUGUAAAAUACUGUAGUUUAUGAUAUGUAAUACCAUGAAGUGUUGUGCAUUAUUACAAAUUGUUAUCAUAUGCAGGACUGCUUAUGUCAGUAACAUUUUGAUACGUUGAUGCGUUUGUAACGCUGAAGACGUCAAAUCUUGUAUAAAAUACUGUUGUUUAUGAUAUGUAAUACCAUGAGGUAUUGUGCAUUAUAACAAAUUGUUAUCAUAUGCAAGUCUGCUUAUGUCAGUAACAUUUUGAUACGUUGAUGCGUUUGUAACGCUGAAGACGUCAAAUCUUGUAUAAAAUACUGUUGUUUAUGAUAUGUAAUACCACGAAGUAUUGUGAAUUAUAACAAAUUGUUAUCAUAAUGUAAUACUGGGUAACUGGUUUAUUAUUUUAAAUUGCCAACCGGAUGCUUGAUGUUAAGCUUGUAUUUAGUAUGUACAUUAUUUGUUUGCAUUCUAAUUAAAAAUCCGUUACCAUAGUAACAUCUUAAUCAUCAAAGAUUCAUUUUUUAUUGCAGUAAUUAAACAAUUGAAUAAUACAAUAAUUAAGAUAUAUUUUUAAGUUGUUCGGUUUAUGUUGUUUGCCGAUCGAUAUUUACUGUAAAAAGUGGCAUAUAUCAUAUACAUUUAAAUUGUUUCCAUGGAAACGGCAAUUGUAGUUUCAGAAAUUAUUAAUUAAAACUUACCUGCAUAUAUUCCGAUCAAUUGGGUAUGCAUUAGGCAAAGUAUGCUGUGCAUGUUAAAUUAUACUUUAUAUUCUUUGAUUUCUUUGACAAAAAAUGUAGAAAAAUGUCAAUGUCUUACUCGUUACCAUGAC
Molecule: messenger RNA, 3319 nt
Organism: Dreissena polymorpha
Lineage: Eukaryota; Metazoa; Mollusca; Bivalvia; Myida; Dreissenidae
Exons: 2
Coding region: 168-1403 (411 amino acids)
Molecular function (GO): zinc ion binding
Source: RefSeq, a predicted model, not a curated record